AUGCCAGCAAUUCUAUUUCUAGGUGUAACUGGCUACAUCGGCUCUGCUGUCUUCAACACCAUCAUCAACGCCCACCCCGCUCUCAACUACACAGCAAUCGUCCGUACUCCCUCACACGCAGCCCAUAUUCACGACGUCAACGCUGUCAACGGCACGCUAGAAGACCGAGCGCUCGUCACCCAGUUUGCUAGCAAGGCGGAUAUUGUCAUUAACGUUGCUCGUGCGGAUGACCUUGGCUUAAUCGAAGCUCUCGUUGAGGGGUUGAAGAGGAGGAAAGAAGAGACGGGGAAGAGGUCUGUACUUAUCCAUACCUUGGCAGGAGAUGCGUUCGAAGGGAGAGAUACAUGGGAUGACACAGACGAAGAUUGCAUCCGCCUUCUCCUCAACAAACCAGUCGAACAAUCCAUCCUCUCCGCCACACGCGACGGCAUGCUCCGCGCCUACUUCAUCGCCCCAGCUGCCGUCUACGGUCUCAACGCAUACGGCAAACCCUCCCCCUUCUACAUCGACAUCAUCCGAGACGCCCUGUCUCUCCCCGAACCCAACAUUACUUCCCCGCACUUCCACCCACUCUUGGCUUCUGUAAUCAAGGAACGCCCGAAUCGCGUGAUGGGGAUGGUGAACAUAGACGACCUCGCGAACUUGUACCUCCUCGUACUCGACAGCAUUCUCCACUCCCGGCAUUUGUCUGAAUCCCAGUUUGGGAUUCCGGCCUCACCUCCUAGCGUGUAUAUCGCCUCUUCUUCGGAACGUCUCUGCGCGUCUGUCUAUGACACCAUCAUACGAGCACUCAGUAGCCGUAACCUCCUUCCCUCAUCGACUCCCACACUAACCCCACCCGGAUCCAAGCUAAUAGCAAACGAAUCCUCCGAAACACGCUUCUUCCUUGCACGCCACGCUUCCACUGAGCUAGGCUGGACACCCUCCAAACCCGUUUGGGAGCACGACGUAGGGUGGGACCUCGACAAGGCGCUCGAAAAGCUCAAGGUUACCACUAAUCAAGCUGACGCUGGCGCUAAUCCGUCAAAGAACGCGUAA
Fomitiporia mediterranea MF3/22 is the source of this 1038-nucleotide messenger RNA. RefSeq lists its product as uncharacterized. NCBI's taxonomy places the organism in Eukaryota, Fungi, Basidiomycota, Agaricomycetes, Hymenochaetales, Hymenochaetaceae. The transcript has 4 exons. Bases 1 to 1038 code for a protein of 345 amino acids. The record is from RefSeq and is a predicted model, not a curated record.